UCUUUUUCUUUGGUCGAUUUUUUUUUUAAUUUUUCGUCAUUUGUUUAUGUUAUCGUUGAAUCCGGAUGGCAAAAUUCGAAUAUUUUUCGUUGAUUAGUUGUUAUGAAUCGUGUUUUUGUAAUUGGUGAUGCUGAUUCUCAUAAGAGAUCUGAUGGUUGGGAUUUGAAUCUUUGAGAUUGUUUAAUUUCUCGAAAUCAAGUGAAUUUUACAGGGAAUCCGAGUUUUGGAAGUCUGAGAAAUGGCAGGUGGGCUUGGGGAAUCAGCGAGCCAGUCGCCCCAAAGUCCAUCUUGCUCUAGCAGCAAUGCUAACGGUGAUGCUGGUAAUUUUGAGUGCAAUAUCUGCUUUGACUUAGCUCAAGACCCCAUUGUGACUUUAUGCGGUCAUCUCUUCUGCUGGCCUUGCCUUUACAAAUGGCUUAACAUUCAUUCCCGUUCUCAUGAAUGUCCUGUGUGUAAGGCGCUUAUUGAGGAAGAAAAGUUGGUCCCCUUGUAUGGAAGGGGAAAAUCAUCGAGUGAUCCUAGGUCUAAAUCCAUCCCGGGUGUCAACAUUCCGAAUCGUCCAGCUGGGCAGAGACCUGAAACGGCUCCUCCGCCUGAACCAAAUCAGUUUCCCCAAAAUGGACUGGGAUUCAUGGGAGGGUUGGGAGGUUUUGCACCAAUGGCAACUGCUAGAUUUGGGAAUUUCACACUGUCUGCAGCCUUUGGUGGUCUUAUCCCAUCAUUAUUUAACCUUCAGGUGCAUGGGUUUCCCGAUGCGGCUAUGUUCGGUACAGCUGCUGGGUAUCCAUACGGAUUUUCAAAUUCUUAUCAUGGUGGCCAUGCUCAUGGAUAUCAUCAUCACCAUCAUCAUCAUCAUCGUACUGCUCAAGGCCAGCAGGAUCAUUACCUGAAAAUGCUGUUUCUGUUUAUCAUUGUUUGUGUUAUCUUUGCAAUGAUUUAUCAAUAGAUCAAAUCUGCUAUCAGAGCCUAAAUCGCUAACUUAUGUUAGGAGUGUCAACCCCAUGUCUUGUAUAAAUCUAACAUUGCAUUUUCUUUCCUUUUUUUUUCUUUUCUUUUUUGUGGGUGAGGAAUUGUUUAUAUAGUGCUUUCAAUAUUUAUUUUUGCUCAUUUAAUGGUUGCCAGUACAUGUGGAAUGCAGCUUAUAUGUUUCAGUAUUUAAGCAGUGCAAGAUCUUUUUAUCUACUGUAUCAUUGAAAUGCAUCACUGUGUUGUAGCGGCUAAUAUAUUCUAUACCCUAUAGUUCA
This is a messenger RNA of Theobroma umbraticum, 1244 nucleotides long. RefSeq names its product RING/U-box superfamily protein. Gene Ontology annotation, biological process: ubiquitin-dependent protein catabolic process. Gene Ontology annotation, molecular function: ubiquitin protein ligase activity; metal ion binding. NCBI's taxonomy places the organism in Eukaryota, Viridiplantae, Streptophyta, Magnoliopsida, Malvales, Malvaceae. The record is from RefSeq and is a predicted model, not a curated record. Gene Ontology annotation, cellular component: endoplasmic reticulum.